GUGCAGAAGAAAACUUGACGAAAACAACACGAAUUUCAACAAACUUCGAACACUCGGUAAAUGUGCUUUUCGGAACAACAUCUCGAUUAAACGAAUGCGCGGGAAUUCGAUGAAUUCUCGUGUUAAAUGAAACGUUUUAAGAGUGUCUCGUUGCCUUAUUCAAUGUCACGAAAUUAGGAGGAAGAUUUUCAAUUCCAAAGGAAAAUGUGAACUUCAUAAUUACUCGUUUUUAGCUGUUACUUUUGACCGCUUGCAUAAUGGAGCUUCAAGAAGAUACCGAAACACAAUUUGAUGUAAAUAUAUAUUUUGUCAUUCGAGGUGAAUAUGAGAACGAAACUGAGUGUUCUGAGGACAUGUGGGAAGCAUUUAAUAAGUGUAAUGAAUUUGAUUUAUCUCCUAAAUGGAUAACAGAGAAAAAGUGUAACAAAAUACCGCUUCAAAAGAAAGAUGUAGUCGUUUUUGAGGAGUUCGCAGGAAUUCUUUUUAAGAAGUUGCAGAAUUUGAAGUGUUCCAGGAUUGUGGGGCCACGAUGUUUAUUGAAUUGUUUUGCUUCGAAUGAACCUAUUCCAGAAGGUACAAAUCCAGUAUUUGUCAAUGCUAUGCGAGGACUUAUAAUAUGUGCAUCCGGAUUCUCUGUAGAUAUUAAGAAUAGGAUCCAAGAAAGAGUGGAAUACAUGGGUGGGAUCUUUACCCGACAAUUUCGAUGUAGCGUAACGCACUUAGUAACGGAUUCUGUUAUGUCUGCAAAAUACGAGAAGGCUGUAGAAUAUCAACUACCGAUCUUCACAGUGGAAUGGGUGCAUGCAGUGUGGGAAGCAAACAUGAAAGAAUUUGUUAGCGCAAACAAUAGUGUAUUUGAUAAGUAUAAAUGUCCGGUCUUCAAGAACCUGAUUGUUACUUCAACUGCUCUACUAAAGAAUAAGAAAGAAGAAAUUAAACAUUUAAUUAACAGCAACGGAGGGGAAUUUAUGGGAGCCCUGGAUGGCUCAAAAGUAAGAAUUGUCUUAGCCCCAGAGAAGUGUCCACCUAGUGACAAGUUGAAAUAUGCAAUGCAAAAUAAUAUUGCUUGCUUGCAAAUGGAAUGGGUAUAUGAAAGUGUUAGCAUUGGCUAUGCAUUACCUUUCACAAAAUAUUUAAUUACAUCAACAAAGGCAUGUUCUACACCUGAAAGGACUGGAGCACAUGAAACAUUGAACUUUUCAAGUAUAAGUGCAAUAAGCAUAUCUGGAGAUUUAAAUCCAAACAGAGUAGUUGAUGAAACUAUGAUGACAACCAUGAGAAGCAUGAGUAGCCACACCGAGGUAGUUCAACAGGACCAAACUUCGUACAUACCAGUUUUGGAAAGACUGAAUCUAAAGGAAGCUAAAUUAGCUGGACCAUUUUUAGAUGGAUGCAACAUUUACCUUGCUGGAUUUACGGCAAUUGCCAGAGAAAAAUUGAAUCGCAUUCUAAACGUUGGAAGUGCCACCAGGCUUGAUGAUCUUGCUGAUGCUGUAACACACGUUCUCAUUGGAGAUAUAAAUAAGGCAUCUGCUGAAAUAAAACUCAUGCGUUCGAAAGGAUUAAGUCCAUACGUAUUGCAUCUUGAUUGGCUGGAAGAAAGUAUGAAAUUAAAACGCCCCGCUGCUGAAGAGAACUAUUUAUGUGAACCGAAAGAUGAUACCUCUAGUAAACCGAAAGAACCUGCGUCACCACUUAGUAAGAAGAAUCUACAAAUGUUACAGCGACCUAAAAAAACUAUACCUUUAAAUAUCGACAGAGAUACAAGUUCAUCGAAGCAAAUCGAACAAUUGGACUUGACUCAACAGUAUCUACAAAAGUCAGUCGCUCCCGAUAAAACGUUAAAAGAAUUCCUACAACCUCACACUUCAACCUUGGAGAAAAAUGCAAAGAGUAUUAACAUGUCAAGAACGGAUUCAGCAUCGUUGGAUAAUCAAAAAUAUAAUGAUAGUGCGAUACCCAUUAGUCAAGGAUCUAAUUUGAACAGGAUAUUCGAAGGAUUAACUUUUGUGUUGGCCGGUUUCAACAAGGAAGAGAGUAAACAAUUAGAAGAAACUAUAAUAAACUUGGCUGGACAAGUGAUUAAUAAAUCGUAUUCUGGAAUUCCUGAUUUUGGCGUAGUCCCUCUGCGCGGUGCACUAUUAAGGCACACUACUAAUGACAUAGUUACCAAUUUAUUUAUUGAUGACUGCAUCGACCAAGAUCAACUUGUCGAUAUCAUGUAUUAUCAUCGACCGGUCUGUAUAUCUGAAAAUGCCAAACCAUUGACCGGCUGUGUGAUCACCAUAAGUUCAUAUAUCGGAAAGGAACGUUUAUUCCUCACUGAAUUGGCACAACUCCUUGGUGCAGCUUAUCAAGACACGUUCGCGAGGAAAGUCAAUGUAGAACGGAACAUUAUGAGAAGCACUCACUUAGUUUGUCCGACUCCAAACGGAAACAAGUACAAUGCAGCUGUAAAGUGGAAACUUCCAGCUGUUACCGCAGACUGGUUACAAAUUUGCGCUCUAGAGCAGAAAUUAAUCGAAGAGACGCCUUUCCUUGUUGGAGAGACUAUGGCUCCAGAAAGAUCUAAGGAAGUGAUCGAAAAUACUUCAAAAUUGCAAAGCACAUUUGAAAAUAAUCAAAUGAAACCACCAGCAGUUCCACUUCCCCGGCAGGUUUUAACACCGAAACGGCUUCAGGCUAACACUCCUCAGGUAAGUCAAGAAUCAGCUCCAGGAGAGACUCCGUUGAUAAACAAAAGGCUUAAAUUGCUUUCGAAUAAGACGCCUCAAUCACCGUUUCAUGUUUCUACUCCCGAAACACCGUACGGUCAAAUUUUCAAACCCAGCCCUUCUCCAAGCACUAGAAAGGAAUUGAUAAAAUGGGCGGAUAAUUUUUCCGACUUAAGGGUGGAGGAGCCACCUCUAAAGAAGAGAGCUCCCAGUACUCCUCUCUCCGAUCUGAAACGGCAACUGUGGGAAAAAAUUAAACAGCCAUAUGACCAAGACGAUGACCAGGAAGAUAAAUCAUCGGCAAAUCGAAAUACAGCUGCAAUUGCAACAUCCAAAACAGAUGGAGAGGAAGAUUCGAAAUCUCCGGCAUCGACCAAUGAUACUCCAAUUAACCGGCGAUUAUCUUUUCCGGAAGACAGCAGUCCAGUACAGAGGAGUAAAUUAAAUUUCCACGUUGCGAAAUUGGACGAGGUACUACGAGAAACGGCCUAUUCUUCGGAAACCAGGUGCUCGAUUUCCGGAGGAAAAGACGCAGUGCCCAUCGACAACGUCGUAAAAUGUAUGGCGAAAGACUCUCAAUUUGAUACGGUUAGGUGGGAAGAUGGCGAUCAACGUCAGGUAUCCAAACCGCCACCAAUUGAUGAAGAAAACAUCGAAGGGGAAACGAUACAUGAAGAACCUGAAGUGAAGUCAAUUAAACCGAAAUUUAUGCUCUCGGGCAUUAAGGAUCGGAAACAGUAUGAAGAUGUGAUCGAAACUCUUGGGGGAGAAGUAUCCACCGAGAUGAACUUCGACUCAACUGCUUCGCACUUACUUUGCAUGAAGCCUUCAAGAAAUGAGAAAAUGCUUGGGAGCAUAGCAUCAGGAAAAUGGGUGCUUCAUUGCAUUUAUCUGCAGCACUGCGAACGAGAAGGCAAAUUCCUAGACGAGGAGAAGUACGAAUGGGGCAAUCCGAAAAGCAAAGGCGUCAUACCGGAUUUGAGUACAGAAACGGAGAAGUCGAUAGCUGCUGCUGCCCACAGGUGGAGAUUAAAAUUAAUGAAGGAACCAGAGGGUGCAUUCAAGCAAAUGGUGGCAUUACUUCUGGUUCAAAAAGAAAAGUACGAUCAAUUUAAGAGGUUAAUAUGCGCUGGAAGCGGCACAGUCGUUCAAGCCAGGCCUCCGUAUGACACGAGUCCUGGCAAAAAAAUCACUCAUUGCUUCGUUCAAUUGAGGCAAGUGGACCAACCUAUGGACUGGGCUAUGUUAGCCAGCAAAGGAAUCCUCUGUUUUGUGCCGCAAUACUUAAGUGACUAUCUAACUGCUGAACAGCCACUCAGUCCAAGGGAUUGCGUGCUUCCGGAGUUCAAGAAGUAUCUGAGUCUUCUACCAAAAUGAAUUAUAUCCGUGAGGACUUUAUAUUUAUAAUUUAAUGUCAAUAUUUUUGUAAAUAACGAUCCUAAUUAGGGUGUACGCGCGGCCUGAUGAAACGACGCUAUCGAUCAAUGUGUACUUCGUAAUCUAAGGCUAAUGACACGAAUAGAAUUAUUUUACCAAUUA
Molecule: messenger RNA, 4253 nt
Organism: Orussus abietinus
Lineage: Eukaryota; Metazoa; Arthropoda; Insecta; Hymenoptera; Orussidae
Gene: mus101
Product: DNA topoisomerase 2-binding protein 1-B
Exons: 27
Coding region: 258-4091 (1277 amino acids)
Biological process (GO): mitotic G2 DNA damage checkpoint signaling; DNA replication initiation; mitotic DNA replication checkpoint signaling
Source: RefSeq, a predicted model, not a curated record